Molecule: messenger RNA, 428 nt
Organism: Funneliformis caledonium
Lineage: Eukaryota; Fungi; Glomeromycota; Glomeromycetes; Glomerales; Glomeraceae
Source: the annotation of a GenBank genome assembly
AUGGACAGACUUCCAGACAACAAAAAGCUGGAUGUCAAAGAAACGUAUGAAAGCCAACGAAAGUUAGUGAAUCAAAAGUUAAUACCAUUGAUUCAGAAAUCGAUCAACAAACAAACGUUUCCGGUUGUUGAUGGCGUCAUAAAAAAGCACGCCAAUUCUCGCCAUGCUGAAAAACGAGAACGACAAGCGAAAACGAUCGAUAAAUUAGCGAGGAUUGAUGAUCGCUUGGUUGGAAAAUUAUACAAUGAUGAACUCCAACCAAUCCUGACUGACAAUCAGUAUCACAGUCUAGAAGCAUCAGAAACUGACGAUGAUAAUCCAAACAAACGCAAGAUUGUUAUUCAGGAUCUCGCAUGGCGAUCCUUCACGGAAAUUAUAUUGACAAUGAGUUCAACCAGACAUCGAAGGCACGCAGAACACGAAAACGA